Molecule: messenger RNA, 591 nt
Organism: Pocillopora damicornis (cauliflower coral)
Lineage: Eukaryota; Metazoa; Cnidaria; Anthozoa; Scleractinia; Pocilloporidae
Product: adhesion G protein-coupled receptor L2
Biological process (GO): negative regulation of angiogenesis; G protein-coupled receptor signaling pathway; cell surface receptor signaling pathway
Cellular component (GO): plasma membrane
Molecular function (GO): protein binding; G protein-coupled receptor activity
Source: RefSeq, a predicted model, not a curated record
UUCCUGGUAGGUAAACUGCAUCAUAUUUGUAUUGGUUCUACGGGCCAUGAUGACAAGUCACAAAAUGAUUGGGGCUCAAGACAAGGAGAAAAUAAAACUUGGCAUAAAAUGUUCCAUCGUCCUUCUUCCUCUUCUCGGCAUCACAUGGGUGUUUGGUGUCCUUGCGUUCGAUCAAGCUACAGUAGUCUUCCUAUAUCUGUUUGCAAUCUUCAACUCGCUUCAGGUGAGGUCAGCGAUGAUGAUAUGGAAAGGAAAACGUCAACGAGCGGCCCACGCUUCAGGUGUUGAUGCGACGCAAAAGAGCAAACCAGUCAGCUGUAGUCUUACGACGGAGAGGUUACCAAGCCAUGGCGUUAGAAUGACUGAUUUGAGAAUCAAGGAAAACAAUCAAAAUUACAGACGUAGUGGAGAAAUGAAUGGAAAUUUCACAUAAUCCAAGUGGAUGGAAAAGGAACGAAAAAAACUAAAUUUAAUAUAAAAGCAACGAAGACAUAUGUGAAGAGGGCAAGAUGGUGGACAUUGAAUUAGAACAAUAGACCCUGUAAAGUAUUGAAAAUUAAUUAUAUUGACUAUUCAUGAAGCGUAAAGGAU